UUUUCAAUUUGGCACAUUCCCAUAGAAAAUUUCCGUGAUCAUGCAACAAUCCCUCCUAACAAACAAUUUUAUCCAGAUAAUCCGACCGAAAAGAUUUUCUAUGAUCACCCUCCCGUUUCACCACGUUCCCGUAGUCGUAGAACAGUCCGGAAAAGGGGAGAGAGCCUUCGAUAUCUACUCCCGUCUCCUGAAGGAGAGGAUCGUUUGUUUAAUGGGACCCAUAAACGACCUCACCAGCUCGAUCACCAUUGCGCAGCUGCUGUUUUUACAAUCGGAGUCCACUACCAAGCCGGUGCACAUGUACAUUAAUUCACCUGGAGGGGUUAUAACAGCAGGAUUAGGGAUCUACGAUACUAUGCAGUAUGUGUUGCCUCCGAUUUCUACUUGGUGCGUGGGGCAGUGCUGCAGUAUGGCGUCGUUGCUUCUGGCAGCUGGAACCAAAGGGAUUUUAGGGAUGAGGUAUUCCCUACCGAAUUCCCGCAUCAUGAUUCACCAGCCGUCGGGGGGAGUGACCGGACAGGCCACGGACAUAAAAAUCCAGGCUGAAGAAAUAUUAAAGUUGAAACAGCAAAUAAAUCGCCUUUACGAAAGGCACACCGGCAUGCCUCUGGAUAAGGUAGAGGCUAGUCUGGAAAGGGACAAUUUUAUGACGCCGCUAGAAGCCAAACAAUUCGGGCUCAUAGACGAGAUCAUGUUCAAGCCUCCCAAGAACAAAGAGGGGAAACUGGAAUUCGCCGGAAGAGAUCAAAAGAGCCAAACCACCGUUAAGCACCCGGGCAUCGAAUUAUGAGGCGGUUUGCGUAUGAUUUCGAUCGGUAAAAAUUUUCACGACGAACAGGGCAAGAAUUCGCUAAAAAAACAAUAUGAGCCGAUUUACCGAGCGCCAUGAUUGAUUGACGGUUCCCCACGUCGGAGCGUCUUCGGGGAAAAUACCCCAAAUAGAAUUGUCAAAUCAUUUUCACCUGUCCAAAUUGAUGCGCACGAGAGAAAAUUGUACGAUGCACCGAUCUGAAAAUUCUUUAUAG
Cylas formicarius (sweet potato weevil) is the source of this 1025-nucleotide messenger RNA. Its product is annotated as ATP-dependent Clp protease proteolytic subunit-like. The coding region runs from base 41 to 790 and encodes 249 amino acids. Gene Ontology annotation, biological process: protein quality control for misfolded or incompletely synthesized proteins. Gene Ontology annotation, cellular component: endopeptidase Clp complex. The transcript has 2 exons. Lineage: Eukaryota; Metazoa; Arthropoda; Insecta; Coleoptera; Brentidae. Gene Ontology annotation, molecular function: ATPase binding; serine-type endopeptidase activity; ATP-dependent peptidase activity. The record is from RefSeq and is a predicted model, not a curated record.